AUGGUCUCGUUCAAAGAAGCAUUUGCUCUGUCUCCGCUCGAAGUCGAGGUUGCGACGCCUCCUGGCACAGUCCAGAUUCACCGGGAGCAGGAAGAUGCAGGCCAUGUGAUUGUUAGUGGGCAUUUGACGGAUGAUCCUCGAGAUCCUCUGAAUUUGCCGACAUGGCAUAAAAUCGCUGCUCUGAGCGUUGCCUCGCUGUAUGCCUUCACGGCGAAUUACACAAGUGGUGUUAUAGCGCCUGCGUUUCAGCUCUGGCCCAUGAUCUUUCCGAAAGAUCCGAGAACAUUCUCUCAGCUCUCCAAGUUGAUUGCGGUCAACAUCCUCUUCAUCGGUGUGGCCAACAUCUGGUGGGUUCCCAUGUCCAACUCGUUGGGACGACGGCCUGUUCUCAUCAUCGCCACGGCCAUACUCACGUUCUGCACUCUGUGGUGUGCACUCGCGACAUCGUAUGAUUCCCUCAUCGCUGCUAGGAUCUUCCAGGGCAUUGGAGGUGCGGCCGCGGAUACUGUUGCCCCGGCGCUUAUCGGAGAUAUGUUUCCUAUUCAUCAGCGUGGACGAGCCAUGGCCGUCUACACCAUCAUGCUCGUCGUCGGACCUCUCACAGGUGGCAUCACAGGAGGAUACAUCGUCUACCAACAAGGCUGGAAGGCCAUCUUCUGGGUCUGUCUCGCCCUAUCCGCGGCAUGCCUCGUCGGCGUCAUCUUCUUCGUCCCCGAGACCCUGUAUAUCCGAAGCGCACCCGUCGAAGGCGUAACAGACCCCGAGACCGAGAAGAAUGCGCAGUAUGGCAAAAAUGAGCACGUUGAGGACAAGCAGUCUGUCCACGGGGGUGAUCAGCACAUCACGUACUCCGCCUACGGCUACGUCCAGUCUUUGGGCUUCAGCAAGCCUCGGGGCAGUCUUCUGAAGCAGUUCAUCCAGCCUUGGAAGACCCUUGCCUUCCCUGGUACUUGGGUGGUGAUGCUUCACUACGCUGGGCUUGUUGGCGGUAUCGUGACUAUUUCGACCAUUGGACCUUCGAUUAUGGCGAGCCCGCCUUAUCUUUGGAAGGCUAACGCUGGACUCAUCAACGUUGGUGCUGUCAUUGGCGGCGUUAUCGGCUACGUGUAUACGCACAUGCUUGCUGAUGGAAGACUUGUGAACAAGGCCAGCAAGACACGAAACGGAGUGGCCGAGUCUGAGGACCGAUUGCCAACUCUCUUCUUCCCUCUGUUCAUCGCUACCUGUGGCUUUUUGGUGUUUGGAUUCUGUGCCAAGAACCCUGGUGGACAUACCUGGGUUGGACUCCAAGUUGGCUAUGGCAUGGUCAGUUUUGGUCUGAUGCAGGUUCCAUCAGUUGGAUUCAACUAUUUGAUCGACUCUUAUCAUUCCCUGGCAGCAGAUUGCUUCACCAUGGUCACGAUUCUGCGAGCCAUCAUCGCCUUUGCCUGGACGUUCUUUGUGGCUGAUUGGGUUCAAAAGAGCGGAGCCGCAGAGCCUUUUGGAAUCUUUGGAAUGUUGAUGGGUAUCUUUUCUCUGCUGACUGUUCCUCUUUGGAUGUAUGGAAAGCGUAUGAGGAUUGCUACAGCAGAACAGGUUCUACGAUGGCAGGGUUACUAG
This is a messenger RNA of Fusarium subglutinans, 1599 nucleotides long. Its product is annotated as HOL1. Gene Ontology annotation, molecular function: transmembrane transporter activity. The record is from RefSeq and is a predicted model, not a curated record. NCBI's taxonomy places the organism in Eukaryota, Fungi, Ascomycota, Sordariomycetes, Hypocreales, Nectriaceae. Gene Ontology annotation, biological process: transmembrane transport. The coding region runs from base 1 to 1599 and encodes 532 amino acids. The transcript has 5 exons.